AUGCAUCUCGUCGAAUUCUUUCUCGUUUUUGGCAUUCCUGUGCUCACGUAUGCCGCCUACAAACCACCUAAAGGCCUCUACUAUGUGGGCGUUGGCUACAACCUGCUGAAAGGAAACCCAGAGGGUGGCGCUUCAAGCAUUGGAGGUAUUGAUCCUGGAUUACUUUCUACGAGAAAGAUCUUUCAGCUGACAUGGAAGACAAAUAAGUUGUCGAGCGAUAAGAAGUAUAAUGUCCCGGAUCAAGUCAGUUUUGCCCCUUUUCAUUCAUGCGUGGAGGAAAACAGCACCAACGCGGUUUUUGGCGCUAAAAGUUAUCAAGAGGAGCUGAAGAUAGAAGUAGGUGCUGAAGGUAAGAAUUCUUCACGAAUUUUCGGCGACCUUACACGUUUAAUCAUUUUAUGUACAAACUGAAAAACACCAGAGAAAUACCAACUGAGCUUUUGUGAGAAUAUAACGUGAGACGACAACGCCGUUGAUGUGGUUACAUAAUUAAUAAUUAUUCCUCGAGCCCGAAUGGGCUCUGAGUCAAUAGCCCAUGGCCGAAGGACGAAUGAACUAUUGACUCAGAGGCCAUGAGGACGAGAGGAAUAAUUGCUUUGGUAAAAUCAAACUAGUUGGUCAAAAAUAUCGAGACAAAACAACUUUAGCUAGCAAAACGCGAUUCAGCUGCUAGUGGGCUAUAACAUAUAGCCUAGUAGUAGCUCAACCAAUCAGCCUUUCUGUUUCCGCUUUUCAACAAACCGGCUACUUGAUCAUUAAGAUAUUGGUACUGUAAAUUACCAGAUCAAUGUGACAAUGUGACAUUAUAAUGUGAUAAUUGACUCUUUUUGUUUUUCAGCUGGGUACACAGGAGGACUGUGGAGCUUUUCUUUCUCUUUAAGCUCAAGUAUGACAAACACCACUGUUUGAAUUUUAGAACCUUGUCUAUUUUAAUUUCUAGGCCCUGCAUGAAUCGCUUAUUACUCAUGGUUCAAUCCCCCCUUUAUUUUGUUUCCUGCUUUUGUGACUGUAGACACGAAAACCGAUAGAUAUAUCUUUCAGCAAUGCUUUCCAUCUCUUAUCUGCAACGUUCAAUGUGCUUGAUUUUAGUGUUGUCCGUCAAUUCUGGCCUUCUUUCACUUUUUUCACGGACAGCUAAGCCGCUAAAAUAAUGCAAGGAGCCCAAAAACUCAUAAAAGACAGUAGUAACUGAAACGUCUAAGUAAUUCUGACUUGAGUUGGACGCUUAGGAAUCCGAUCAGUUAUUUGCGUGAAACAAACUACAAGCUGUCUUGUAAGUUUCUGCUUUUCUGUGUCAGCACUUUAAGUCACCUUCAACUCAAAGAUCUGUCUUUAUAGUACCAUAGCUCGUGUUAGGCUCCGGGAAAACUAACACGGUACACGCGAUCUGCAGCGUUAUUAUUCCCUCUUUAAGGUCACGCGCGUCUUUAAUUUGCUUACCUUCGUUUUUGCCAUUUCAGUUAGCUUCAGUUCGUCCCUAUUAUCUUAUAAUUAUAGUGCCUGAAAGGAACCGACUACCAUUAACACAGUUUUAAACGUUUACUGCCAGUCUUAAAGUAAAAGGGUGCAGAAAUAUUAAAACGUUCUUGCAAGUAUUUUGAUUUCUUUUCUUCUUUUUUUCUUUUCCAAUUAGGGUAUGCGCAGAUGAAAAGGGAGACUUCGAAGCACCACAACGUGUAUUAUGUUGAGACAAAGGUGUGCAAUCGAGGUCGAGUUCGGUUCCAGUGGACAUUGGCAGUUCAUAAGGAGUAUCCAGUGUCUGAAGAAUUUGCUGCAGAAGUUUGUCACUUACCAGAGAAAUACGAUGAGCAAAAAUAUCUCCAAUUUAUUGACGACUGGGGAACUGUAAGUCUAGUCAAGUGAUACACGCGUUUGUUACUCUAACUUGAAAAAUCUUGGGUAAUUAAGAAGCGAAAUCUUGUGGUUACGUACCACUAAAAAAAAACCUCUACGCCAGAACUUUUCAGUGCACGCCAGGUACAACCUCGGACAAAACAGAGAGGAAAACUUGCACAAUUUCCUCCGUCCCCCCUUCACGAAGGAUUAUUAAUAUUAUAUUGGUUUCUAGCUUAAUAUAUCUACGUUCGCCGUUAAAUCAUGGCUUGCAAAAUACACGUCGUUUGCUAGGUUCUAGACUUUUAAUUAUAUAAUUAUACAGCAAUUUUAUAAAAUGUUGAUUUGAAUCUGUGUGCCUUUUUAGCAUGUUGUGAUUGAGGUGGAGCUAGGAGAAAAGCGCACCUCCCGCUACAAAAGUUCUUGGGCUGAUCUGACCAGUUACGCCAUGGAAAACGUAAGAAUUGUGUGUUGCUAUUAUCACGCAAGAAAUAUGCCGUCGAACGUUUAACCACCCGCAAAACUAAGCGCACUGAAGAAUCUAUUUAAGACUUUGAUAUGCUACUUAUGCUUCUAACAACGUGCAUAUGGAUUUUAUUUAUCCAAGCGGGAUCAAAGAUUACUUAAUUAAAACGAAAGAAAUGUUAAUUUAGUUAUCAAUUAUUAUUAUUAUUAUUAUCGCCUUGCGGCGAGUCUUGCGCCUUAAAUUUUUAUAGUAUUUUCACUUCAUGGCAGGGGAGAGGGAGGUUAAAGUAUUUCACAAAAGUGUCAAUAAAAACUUCGAAUAUCACACUCUGUUGCUUUUAAAAUUAACUUGCAGCUUGGCAACUCGGUGUCUGUUGGUGGUGGUUUAGGAGGAUACAGUGCCUCGUUGUCUGUUAAUGUUGAAACAUUCAAGGAAUCUAUGAACCAAAAUACCAAAUUUGGUUCCAGCAAAAAGGUUUACAAGAGUGGGGGUCCAGAUAUGCCGUCUCCUAUACGAAUCAAGCUGGAACCAAUAUACAACGCUUUGAGAGUUGCUUUCUUUAAAAAGCAUUUACAGCAACACCCGAAUUGUAACUUUAACGUUCAGGCGCUAAGUCAACUGAAGAACAACAUUGAGAAACUGUUUAAAGUAUAUCCUCAACUUAAAGGGGCUGAAAAAGGCCAAGGUAGGUAUAUCCUUUCUUCAAAAUAA
Molecule: messenger RNA, 3010 nt
Organism: Porites lobata
Lineage: Eukaryota; Metazoa; Cnidaria; Anthozoa; Scleractinia; Poritidae
Source: the annotation of a GenBank genome assembly